AUGCCACAAAGAACAUUUUCACCACGUACUUUUAUGGGUGAUCGUGGAAUCGUUCUUGAUAGUUAUGGCAGGGUUUUAAAGAAUGAAUCCUUCUCAUCUAUAUAUGACAAUGAUAAGAAAAUAGUUGCACCCAAGCCAUGGAAAACAUCAAACGUUACUCAUUUCUCAAAUAGUCAAUUUGAGGAAGCAGGUCAAGAAAUACAGACGAUUAUUUUAAACUCUUUUAUUGGUGAUUUCGAUGAUUUGGUAGGGCACAACGAUUUCUUUGAGAACCAACAAAACAACUUUGGCAUCGGUAAAAACCAUUUGAAUAUUAGCAAUAGUAGUAUUGGUACAACAAUUGGUCACAGCCGUAACAAUAGUACUUCUUCAUCAACAACCACCUUUAAUAGCAGUAAUAACGUAGUUCAAUGCAAUAGCAGCAACAGCAACAACAACAGCAAUAGCAAUAAUAGUAGUAGCAGCGUCAAAGCAACCAACAAGAGUUCAGAUAAUGAAAAUAACGAGUGUAAAGUGAAUAUAAAUGAUUUUCCUAUCAACUCUCUCAGUAUAAUAGAAAACUACGCUCAAGAUUCAACCUCUUCAAUAAUCGAAUUGAAGAUUCCUCUUUUUACACAAUCGCCUGGCUUGAUCACCGAGCCAAUCACACCACCAACACGUACACAUAACCCAAUCACACUGAAUCAAGCAUUUGCCUCCGAUAUAAAUAGGAUGAUGGAAAUCGAUGUGGAAAAUGACAUUGAAAAUGAUCUAUACGAUAUAAAUAGUUCUUUGAUAGAACAAUUGCCGAAUACAGUAGAAGAACUGAUGCAACACUCUGCAGUGCAAAGACAACUUAAAAACCAACCUGUAUAUUUAAAAUAUUUUUGGAAGAUAUUGUUAAUUAUAUCAGUUUUUUAUUUUCUACCUUCGAUUCAAUUUGUAUUCUUUCAAUAUGAAGAUAAUGCUCAAUGUUAUUUCAAUUUUAAAUGUGCCCACGAGUUUUUAGGAUUAAAAGCGUUCAACAAUGCAGGAGGAUCAUUUUUACUUAUUUUACAUUUCACUGCGCCCAAAGAGGAUGGAAUCAAUGGAUUGCACACCGAUAUGUCACUCUACUAUUGUGUAGGUGUGUCUGUGCUAUGUGAGGGUUUCUCAUCGGCACUCUACCACGUUUGUCCAUCGAAAUUGAAUUUCCAAUUCGAUACCACCUACAUGCUGAUAGGCUCAGGACUUUUAUUUUUCACUGUUCACCAAAAGAGACAUGCCACCUUUACAGCUGGUGCAUUCCGUGCGUACUCUUUCUUUGCAAUGUUUAUAUUUUUGAACUUUUUAUCAUUGACCGCCAUUAGUGGAUAUAUUUUCUGGUCAAUAUUUUUCAUAUUAUUUGCAUAUAUUUCUAUAUCCGGAUCAGGAUAUUUAUUAGCACACAAGAGAUUGUCGAUCAAUCCAUCAGUAUCUGUACUUUGGAACUAUGUCAAGAAGAUUCGUCAUCCAAGCGAAGUGGAGGACAAACCACGUCUUUUUGCAAUCAUUUUGGCAUUUGUAUUGAAUUGGGGAAUUGUUUUAGCUUCAUCCAUUGUUGGAAUUGGACUUGGAUUCUACUUUUUCGAAAUUGCUGUUACCAAUAAGUUCCUACCAUUUGACGAAUCGAAGGAAUUGAAUAAGCCAUGUGUAGUGUUUGGAUAUUUCGAUACACAUGAUGUUUGGCAUUUCUUCUCCGCCGUUGGUUUAUUUACUGUGAUGUCAGUCGUUUACUUUAUCGAUUAUGAUUUGCGCAAUGUUCCAAGAUCUCUAAUUCAUGUAUUCUAA
Molecule: messenger RNA, 1788 nt
Organism: Heterostelium album PN500
Lineage: Eukaryota; Evosea; Eumycetozoa; Acytosteliales; Acytosteliaceae
Gene: sid1
Exons: 7
Coding region: 1-1788 (595 amino acids)
Cellular component (GO): membrane
Source: RefSeq, a predicted model, not a curated record